Heterobasidion irregulare TC 32-1 is the source of this 1503-nucleotide messenger RNA. RefSeq lists its product as uncharacterized. Gene Ontology annotation, cellular component: heterotrimeric G-protein complex. Gene Ontology annotation, biological process: G protein-coupled receptor signaling pathway. Gene Ontology annotation, molecular function: G protein-coupled receptor binding; G-protein beta/gamma-subunit complex binding; guanyl nucleotide binding. The record is from RefSeq and is a predicted model, not a curated record. Bases 1 to 1503 code for a protein of 500 amino acids. NCBI's taxonomy places the organism in Eukaryota, Fungi, Basidiomycota, Agaricomycetes, Russulales, Bondarzewiaceae. The transcript is spliced from 12 exons.
AUGCACCCGCUGAGUCCAUACGACGACCCUUUGACCUACCUCGCCGAGCCACCGCACGACGAGACGGACGAGGCGCGCGAGGCGCGUCUGCUCGCGGAGCAGGAAGCGCGCCAGAUAUCCGACCAGAUCGACGACCAGAUUAAUCAGGAGAAGCUCGCCGCGAAGAAAGGCCCCAAACCAGUCAAGGUCCUCUUGCUCGGGAAAUCUACUACACUAAAAAAUUUCCAGCUCAUGGCUUCUCCGAAGGCCUUCCGCGCCGAGCGCGUCAUCUGGCGCGCAGUUAUCCAGCUGAACGUCGUGCGCUCGAUCCACCUCAUCCUCGACAUCAUGUCCGAGGCGCACCGGCAGCAGCAACAGCGCGAGCGCGACGCCGCCGCCCGCGUGUUCCCCGCAUCCCCGCGCUCGCUCUCUGACGCGGCGCACGCGCUCCCGAGCCUCACGGACGAGCACCUGCGCCUCAAGAUGCGGCUCUCGCCGCUCGUCCAGGUCGAGGAGUUCCUCGUGGGCAAGCUCUCUGCGUGCCCGACGGGCAAGUACAAGCGGUCGGCGCACUUCGCAGCGCUGACGAACUUGCCGCAGGAUAGGCUGGGCGCCGGGGGGGACGGCGCCAUGAACAGGCGCCAGCGGGUGCAGGUCCCGAAGGAGCUCGAGGUGAAUUCGUGGUCUGGGUGGAAGGGUAGGUUGGGGAAACUGGUGGGUGCAGAGAAGGAGGGGGACGAGGAGGACGACGGGAUCGACUGGGACGACCCGGACGACCCGGGAAGGAUUAUACAUAUGUGCGGGGACGAUAUGAUGCAGCUGUGGGCGGAUUCGCUUACGCACCAGUUGCUGAGGGCGCAGGGGCUGCGGCUGGAGGAGAUGUCAGGAUUCUUUCUAGAUUGUUUGCCUCGGGUCACGGCACUUCGUUAUGUUCCAUCAGACGACGAAAUUCUACGGGCGCGAAUCAAGACGUUGGGUGUCUCAGAACAUCGAUUCACCCUGUCGGCGAACAGCAUUCUCAGCCCCGAGUGGCGCGUGUUCGACGUCGGCGGACAUAGAUCUAGUGUGACCGCGUGGAUACCCUUCUUUGACGACAUGGACGCCAUUAUCUUCCUCGCACCUCUGAGCCCGUUUGAUCAGGUCCUGGAAGAAGACCCGGGUGUUGGCCGGCUGGAAGACUCGGUGCUCCUGUGGAAGUCGGUCGUGUCGAACCCGCUGCUCGCACGAACGAACAUCGUGCUCUUUCUGAACAAGUGCGACAUCCUGACGGAGAAGCUCAAGGCGGGCGUGCCGUUUGCGCGGUUCAUCACGUCGUACGGGACGCGCCCGAACGACUACGAAUCGGUGUCUACCUACAUGCGCCGCAAGUUCGCCGGGAUCUUCAAGGACCACUCGCGCUCGCCAAGGCCGUUCUUCUGCCACUUCACCUCGGUCGUCGAUACCAAGGCGACGCAUCACAUCCUGGUCGAUGUCACGGAGCUGGUCAUGCGCGACAACUUGAACAAGUCGUCGCUUCUCAUGUAG